GGUGGCCUUCCUGGGCUCAGCGGCGCAGCUGCAGCGUGGGCUGGGCACGCAGUCUCCAUCGGAGGCCAGCGAUGGCUUUUUUGGUCCGAAGCGCUGGCGCAUUCGGAGCUUGGCCAUUGCAGGUACUUGGAUGGCCCUGUUGGCUUAUUCUGUGCUCCUGGCACCUGGAAAGAGUCCAGACGAGCGGGUGGCAGAUCAGGCUCUCAUCCAGCAGAUUUUCUCAACGCCCUUCGACGGCUCGGUGAACCCACUCUUCUGCUGCAUCUUCAACAUGCUAGGCAUCUGGCCGAUGAUCUACGCCGCCACUUUGCUGCCGGGAGCCGAUCGUCAGUCGCCAGCGCCGGCACUGCCGUUCGUGGCUGGAUCUUUCUUCCUCGGUGCUUUUGCUCUCAGCCCUUACCUGGCGCUGCGUGAGAACAGGUCUGUGGCAGGUCAAUCAGGAGAGAUUGACUGGGCCACGGCGAACAUCCUCGAGAACCGCUUAACUGCUUUGGUCCUUCUUGCUUUCGCUGCCUAUUUGGCGCUUUUUGCUGUGGGAAACGGGGUGAUCGGCGGCUUCUCGCCCUCCGAAGCCUUUUCUGGCUUCAUGCCAGUUUUCGGCAGUAGUUUGACUGCCCACGUAUCAAGCCUUGACUUCAUGGUGCUUUGGAUGCUUUUCGGGCCGGUGCUGCUGGAAGAUGGACGCCGGCGAGGCAACGUGAAGUGGCCUGGCCUGGCUGCUGAGUCGCCCGCCGCUGCCCAGCCAGCGGUCCUGAGGGAGGAUAUGAUUGUGGAAGUUGCAGCCAUAGGAGUUGACGACGAAGCUCCUGCAAUCCGAAGGCCGCAGCGAAGAGGAGACACGGAUCUCGGCGACCAAGGUAUUGAGGCUCGUGUGUCUGGGGCUGUGAUGGUACAUGAGGCCUUCACCUUGCGGCGCUCCUUGUCUAGGCAAAGCGCAGCGCAAGCGUCUUGGGAGCCCAGCUCCGGUCCAGGUGGCCGAGGCGGUGGUGUGGGGUCGGGUGCGGCGGAGUUUGUCCUGACGGAAGGCUCAUGGAAUGGCCGUGGCAGGGCACAGUUACAACUGAAAACGCUUUACGAUGCCGUGCAUGUGUUCAUAUUGAAACCGCUUCAAAAGGCGAUUGGAGCCAUAGCGCAGCUGCAUGCGCAGCUUCUGGAGGACCGCCGUGAGGCCUUACCAGAUCUUUUCCGGCCCCUGGACGCUGAAGCAGUGGCUUCCGCUGCUUUGUGGCCAACAGUCAGAGAACACUGCUCUGCUGCUGUUCGCCUGGCGCUCCUGGAAUCCUUGCUGGAGGCUGGGCGUCAAGUGCCUUUGCACCAGGCCCUAAGCCAGCCCCAACAUGUUUACACGGUGCGACAACGUCUGCGGCAAGUGACCAUGCAGCACAUCGACGACACCUUCCUGCCGGUUCUGUCCAUGGCCGGGAUACCAACAACAGAUGUGGCCCGGUUCUCGGGCCUCAGGCGGAGGUUGUGCAUUUGGAUGUUGCAUGAUGUUGCCAGGCAGUGGCCCGCUCUCUUUUACUGGAAAUGCGUCAUGGAAGGCUUUAUCGAGAGUAGAAGGUUUGUAAAAAUGACUCCCCGAUUCAGGACGCAAUUUCGGAAAACCAGGCAGACGUGCCGGAGACAGAUUCGGAAAGCAACCAGGGACCGAUUCAGAAAACAAUGA
Symbiodinium necroappetens is the source of this 1666-nucleotide messenger RNA. The record is from the annotation of a GenBank genome assembly. NCBI's taxonomy places the organism in Eukaryota, Dinophyceae, Suessiales, Symbiodiniaceae.